UGAGGUCACAUUCCUUCCUCGUACACGGAAAGCUGUCGCAGGGCUUGUCUUUUAAUUAUUUAGAUUUACUGGUUGUUCAUCAAACACAUCCAACAAUUCAAACUUAAGCUGUCGUUUCUUUUACUUUCACUUUGAAUAUGUGUGUUUUAGCUUAGAUCCCUUUUGAUCUUGUGGAUAAACAUCGAGCUGCUGAUCACCGUCGGAGAAGGUAACGGAGCCUGCGGAGCUGACAAGCAAGCCGAGAAGCCGAGGAGCCGAGAAGCAGCCGGGAUCUUGAACAUGUUGUGAAAACAUGAUCACUCCAUGCAGAGAUGCGGACAGUAUUCGUUUUAAUCAGCCUGUGGAUCCUGCACUGCAAAGCCUCCUCCUCUCCGCCAAGCCCCAUCAAUGUCGUCUUCUCCUCAGUGAAUCUGAGGAAUAUACUGCAAUGGUUCCCAGGAAAUGGCACGCUGAGUGACACACACUUUACAGUGCAGUACGCCAUCUAUGGGGACGGUGUUGAAAAUGGCAAAGGAAGACGGGCAAACUGGAGAGCGGUGUGGCGGUGUACAGAAAUAAUGCGGACCUGGUGUGAUCUGAGCAAUGAGACAUGGGAUCUGGAGCAUGGAUAUGUUGCCCGGGUUCGUGCUGUGAGCAAGAGAGCAUCCUCCAAAUGGGCUUUGACAAUAAGAUUUGAUCCAAAGCGUGACACUAGUUUUGGCCCUCCACUGGUUUAUGUGGAAAUAGAGGACAAUAGUGCCAUCUUCUCUCUGAAGGGACCAAUGAGAUAUAUGCCUAAUAACCACACCCCAGCGGUUUCUAUGGCAGCCCUUUACCCCCAAAUGAUGUACAACCUGUCCAUCCACAAUACCCGCCGCAGACAUACUAGCCAUUUCACAGUGGCCUCCGCUCAAUACAAAUAUCGCCUGAUGGACUAUGAUACAGAGUACUGCUUCUCUGCCAAGGCAAAAUUCCUCUCCAUGCCUUCCGAGUGUCAGUCUUCAGCACAGUACUGCAUAACCACACCUCCAGACCCUGUGAUUGGCCAGCUGCAGAUGGUGGUUGUAGGUACUGUUGUUCCAUUUGUGUGCAUUUGUAUGCUACUGAUGGUUGGCUACAUUCUCUAUCACUACCUCAUGGGAAAAGGAGCGAAGAAUCCAUACAUGCUGAACACACCUUAUUUUAAUGGGCCCCCUCUGACUCUCCCUCCUGAGAAACUCAACCUCAUCCAUAUCACUGUCAUCAAGCCAUCAGACACUGAAAGAGAUAUAUCAGAGCCUACACUCCCCAAGCAGCAGCACCCAGAACAUGUCAUCUGGAGGGCUGAAACACCCCCAGUGCCUGAGGAACCCAUCGACUAUGGAUUUGUUGGCAAAGCUCCCAGAAUUGAUGUUAGAGGAGAAGAAAGAGAAACAGAGAGGAGGCAUGAUGGAGGAAAAGAUGGGAAUAAUCUGAAAGGUAAACACCAGAAAUGGACACCAACAGGUAGUUGCGAGAAGAAAGAGUGGAGAGGGGAGAAUACUCACUCUGCUGGAGUUUAUGCUCCUCAGACGAAGUCAUACCACUCACAGAGGUCAACCCACACAUGCUCACAAACACACAUGCUGAUACACAUGGAGAUGAGUCCGCUUGUACAGGUGCCCACAUGGGUAAAUUCAGUUCCACUGAGCCAAACACAGGCACCAUUACUGUCUUUUAAAGGAGCACCUAAGGCAGAGGUGGAUAGACUGAAGGGUGGAGAGUUUUCAGGUUUAUUUGGAAACAAAUUCCCACAAAAUGGCCUCUUCCAUUUUCCUUUAAAUCUACCAUCAAACAAGGAGGGAGAAAUGGGGGAAAAGAGAGAUGGAAAGGUGAGAGUAAGAGCAGAUGGAAAGAUAGAUGCAGGUGUGGAAGAAGGAAGCGAGAGAGAAAGAGUACCCCUUCUUCUUGCUUAUGCCUCUCAGAAGCCCAAAGACAUGUUUACUUCCUGUGCUGAGCAGUCAGGUUCCUUACCAGAUGACUAUGGUAUUCUGAGUCUGGCUCCAGCCGACAAAAUAGAUGAGAUGCAUGAUGAUGAGCAUUGGGAGGAGGAGGAGGAAGAGGAAGAAGCUAUUUUUCUUGAUUGGGAUCCUGAGACCAGGAAACUAGUGUUGCCUGAAUUGCCGACGGAGUUCAUCGAGGAGGAGGGAGAGUUGGAUGAGCGGAUGCAGGGAGAGAAAGGUAGGCAGAAAAGGGUGGGAGGAGAGGAGGAGGCGUAUGCAAUGAGGAGUAAGUUGAUGUUAGAAAAUGUGUUUGUCAGACAAGGUUCUGAGGAAGAGGCAGAGGCACAGAGAGAACUGGAGAGAAAUGGGGAAAGAGGGUGGGAGGCCGAUGACAUUUUGACCAAAUGGGACUUGGUCAUCUCGAUGGACCAGUAGAUGAUAUUCAUCAAUGCAUUUAUCCCAUUCUUCCCAAAAAAAAAGCUCUUCUUUUGCACUGAAAAUACACACUUAAAUUUUAUAUCAUGAAAUAUACUGCACUUAGUACUGUAGUAGGGUUAAUUUUCAACCUGUGAUUGUUGCUGCUUCUUUAUAAUUAUUAUUAUUAUUAUUAUUAGCAUUAUUUGCAAUUCCAAACUGCUAUCAACUCUGAAGGAAAUUAUCUUGCCCAGGGAAACGUAUAGCAUAUGAAGGAAAUGCUUUUGUUCAGUGUGCAUCUUUGUGAUCAACAUGUUCUUGAUGAAGUUAAAAAAAGAAAAGCACUUAAUCUUAAUUGUUUUUAUACUCAAUGUAGAGACACCAUGCUACAUUCUGUUUUGAGACAUUCACAGGCAUGUCAGGAUAUUUUUUGUUGUCUCAUCAACAAGUUUCCAUGUACUACGUUCACUUUUGCAUUCCUCCAACAAACCCUCAAAACAAUAAGUCAUUCCUUUUGUUGUUCUGCCUCAUAACUACUCAAAAUGUUAUAUGAAGGACACUUUGAUGAUUUUAUCCACAAAACUUUUACGGGAAUUGUGCUUUCUCAAGGUCUAAUUCCAGAAAUUUCCAGCAUUGAAUCACUGUAAAAUCUCUUCCUGUACACCAGUAACCUGCAUACGUGCAAAGCCACCGUAAGGGAGAGUUAUGAAACUCUUAUUCAUUUAUUUACACACCUCAGUUUAUGUGCAAUGUGACCAUCUGCUUGAUGCUAUUCAUGUCGUUGUGUCUGUUUUAUUGUGGGAAAGAUGUCAGAAAUAUAUUUGUGAGAGUUUUGUACAUUCACAGAAUUACUGUAUAUUCAAAAUAAAGAACUUGUCAACUA
This is a messenger RNA of Scatophagus argus, 3237 nucleotides long. RefSeq names its product interleukin 20 receptor, alpha (gene il20ra). Gene Ontology annotation, molecular function: protein binding. Bases 312 to 2375 code for a protein of 687 amino acids. The record is from RefSeq and is a predicted model, not a curated record. The transcript is spliced from 7 exons. NCBI's taxonomy places the organism in Eukaryota, Metazoa, Chordata, Actinopteri, Scatophagidae.